Messenger RNA from Phytophthora infestans T30-4, 960 nucleotides. RefSeq lists its product as uncharacterized. NCBI's taxonomy places the organism in Eukaryota, Oomycota, Peronosporomycetes, Peronosporales, Peronosporaceae. The transcript has 3 exons. The record is from RefSeq and is a predicted model, not a curated record. The coding region runs from base 1 to 960 and encodes 319 amino acids.
AUGGGCAAAGGAACCGGCAGCGGCAGUGGAUCCAAGGGCGGAGGCUCCAGCUCAAGUGGAGGAUCGGGAUCGAAGGGUGGGGGCUCGGGAAACACACAAGCGGCUGCGGACAACCGCUCGAACCAGAUGAACCCGAACAACUACUCGUCACGCGCGCACGGCUCACAGCUUAAUCUGCCAGUUGAAGUGAGAGCCAAAAACAAGAACCGAAUUAUGGGCAAAGGCGGCGGUGGCGCUGGGUCCAAGGGCGGAGGCCCAGGCGCAGGUUCGGGAUCGAAAGGAGGGCCAAGUGGGUCAGCGAAGGGAGGUGGAAGCUCUCAUUCGCAAACGAUGACCGCAAGUGGUGGGCGACAACAUUCAAGCUCCAAAGGUGGAGGUCAUCACCCCGGUAAGUCUGCAAGCCACAACUCGAGCAAACAGGACACGACUAGCGCCAUGCCCAAGUGGGCUGUGCGAAGCAGCUCAACCCCAACAACUUCCGCUACCGAGGCGAGCCGACGCAGUAAGAGUCCUACGUCGGUCAAAGUAUCCACUCGGAGUCCUUUUCACGCGCUAAAUAUUACGCCGUUCAUUUCUCCUUUCGCCUCUCCAACGCUUAAUCGAUUGACAAGUAUGGACUUCCUCAACAAAUUCGCGGGCAGUGACUCGAGUCACAAGGACAAGAGCAAGAAGAGCGACUCGAUCUUUAGCAAAGCCAUGGACGCCGCCGAGAAGUACCACGCCAAGGAGAAGGCCUCCGAGUUUGCGCAGAAGCGUGUGACCAAGCGAGAGACAGAGAAACACCAGCCCGGUUACGUCGCCAAGGACAAGUCGACAGUCGACAAGGCCGUGGAAGCCGCUGAAGACUUCCUCGCCAAGCAGGGACAGCCCAAGCCACAGCACACGGAGCAAAAGAAAGACAACCAGAUGGACGAUCUCUUUGGCAAGGCCAAGGGCUUCCUUUUAGAAUUCGACAGUUAA